UCGUUCCACUGUCUCGUCUGUUGUGUAGUUCAUGCAUUUCAAUUUAACAUAAAUGGUUCUCCUGCUUCACUGAUACAUAUUAAAUCCCUGUUUUUUUGUCAUCUCACUGUCCAAGAACAUCGUUUCCAGACUAACACGAGCUGAAAAGUCAGACUUUAUGCUCGCGAUGCGACUGAAGAAGAGGUCGUUUGAGCAGCCAUAGUAGGGAGUGUACACACCUCACACACUGCAUGAGGCUCAGCAAUGAAUCCACUUGAGUGGGAAGAUGCUUUCCGAAGACUGCAGAGAUAUCUGGACCCUAAUAACAGUGGUGCUAAUAACAGUAUGGGAAGUGCCUUAAGAGCUAAUAAUGACUGGGACGGUUAUUGCAAAUACUCAAGACACACUGUGGAUGGAGCACAGUACAGCUUGGGAGUGAAUGUGGGACGGGAGGAACUCAGUCCCCCCUCCCAUAACUUUUACAGUAAGGAGCCGGACGUUGAGGACCCAGAUGGAGAACCGCUGGAAAUAGACGUGGAGGAUUCAGAGCUGGCAAGAAAACAGCAAGAGCUGAGAGAGAUAGAGGAGCAAAUAACACUGAAGAAAGCUGCCCUCGCUUUGAAAAAGGUUGAACCGUUUGUAAAGACAACGCCAUCAGGCCUUUCCUGUGAUGAGCAGUCAGCUACAUGCACAGGUGAAACUCUUCGAGACAGGGUGAAUUUAAUUUUGCAGCAGCGACAUUCUCUCAGCUUUCUGUCAAAGGUCCAGUCACCCAUAAAGAGAAUGAACUCGUCCAGUGUCAGAAAAGAUGGUUUGCUGCUUGAAAACCAUCCUCUGAAACUGAGAGUGAAGGCACUAAUGAAGCAGAGACGUUGUGACCCCUGUGUACUACCAACACACACAGAGGUCCCUGAUGUCACACCGCCUCCUCCCAGCCUAAGUGGUACUUCACCAGCCGAGGAGGAGAAGAGCAACAAGGGUUUCCAGCGCUUCCUCAGUGUGCUCAACAAAGGAGUGGACAUCGACUUGCUCAGCAGGAUUGUCAAUGAUGACAGUGAGGAUCUUGCUUUAGGCGAGGAGCUCCUGAACAUUCAGCCCCCUGCUGUGGAGAACAGAUUAGAACCACCCUUCAGGAGCGAGACCCAGAGAUCGAACAGUGGAGGUUCCCUGCCUGGCCGUGGUCGGACCAACAGUGGAGAGAGAAAGACUGAGCCGCCCGGUCAGGAGAGAUCCCACAGUGAAAGACUGUCCCUGCCCGGUGAUGAGGAGAAGAGGGAUGACAGAGGAGACGGCUGUUUUGGCUCUAGCAGUCGAUCAGAGUCUCCCCCGGCAGUGAAAAAGAAGAAGAAAGAAGAAGAAAAGUCAAAGGUGGAUGAGCAGCGUGAACAGCUGCAGAACAUUCUUAAAACUCUUGGGUUGAGCCUGGAAGUGGAAGAGAUGAGCAAACUAGCAGACCGCACUCAGGAGAGGCUGUAUGGGAAAAAGCAUGAAGGCAGAUGGGGGGCUGACAGCAGAGAGGGGCAUGAUCAUCAGCAGAGAGGUUCCCACAGACAUUACAGGAACUCCUCAUCCUCAUCCUCCUCAUCGUGCUCUUCCUCCUCCUCGUCAUCGUCCUCCUCCUCCUCCUCAAGGUCGACCUCAAGGAGCUGUAGUCCCAGCCCCUCUCGCCGUUGCCACACUCACAGCAGCGACUCAAAACGAAGGCAAAUGUCCGGCGAACGCAGCUCCUCAGGAGACACAAACAGAGAUGGACUAACACUCCGAGACAACAGCCUGGACAGCAAAGAAGCACAGAGGCCCAGGGAAAUCGACACAGACAGAGAAGACUCCAAAGAAAUCUCUUCUUAUCAUCAAUCGUAUCCUCAAGAACAGACUUAUUCCCGUCCCCACCCUGCUGUUUUUUCUGAGUUUCCAGAUUACAGUUUAUCCAAGUACUCCCAGUACACUGCCUACCACAGCGGCACUGACAGAGCAGCUACAAAUUCUUACUGGACAUAUACUCAGGGUGCCAUUCCUUCCUCCCUUGAUUCCAGCGGGUAUCCUUACCCACAUGACACCGACGGCCACGUUCCUGACUCUGUUUAUCUUACUUCCUUUGAGGACAUUAACUUACUUGUGAAUCCAGACUUGUCUAAGAGUGAAGGCCAGAUCGGAUCAGCCUCUGGUCAUCGCUGCCUGCGGGUCAUCAACCCAAAGCAGUCAAAAACUCAGAGCUGCGUAAAGCAGCUCACAAAGGUUCCCAAGAGGAAGGCGAAAUACAAGGACCGUCGCGUGUGGUUUCGAAAGGUAAAGGAGAGAAAGAGACAGAAAAAACUGUUAGCAAAACAAGCCAAACAGAGCGAGGGAUCUGUGGGGAAGGUGGAGGCUGCACGCGAUGAUGGAGACGACUCUGAAACCAGGCAGUCGGAAGACGAGAAAAGACAGCCAACAGAGGAGGAAAUAAAGGUGAACCUGAGGAAGAAGCUAGAAGCAUUUAACCAGAAGGUGAAGGAAAAAGUCACACAGCCAGUUCACUCCCUCACCUCUCAGACUGGUUAAAAUCUGUGGAGUGUCAGGACUGUCUUAGAUCUGGAUCUGCUGUGAGCCCGGACAGACCACGUGGACCUCACAUUUUACACUCAUUAUUUACAUAUGCGGCUCACAGUGUGACAGGACCAUUCUGAAUUUCAGUCAUAUUUCCAGAUUUGAACUGAAUCCCUCUCAAACUCUAACUAGUAAAUGAUAUCUUCUUUAGAAGAAUAUUUUUGUGUGAUUAGUUGUCAGCUGGCAGAACAGGUUUCACUCAUUUCAGCCCUUCAUUUCUGUGUAUAUCACUAAUUUGUAACUCAGUUUCAGUUCAGACUUUUUCUCUUGUAUAAAUUUGAUAAAGCAAAAUCUAUU
This is a messenger RNA of Toxotes jaculatrix (banded archerfish), 2859 nucleotides long. RefSeq lists its product as uncharacterized. The coding region runs from base 244 to 2517 and encodes 757 amino acids. Lineage: Eukaryota; Metazoa; Chordata; Actinopteri; Toxotidae. The record is from RefSeq and is a predicted model, not a curated record. The transcript has 6 exons.